AUGGACAGCGUGUUUCUAUACGAAGAUUGCGAUGGCGUCAAAGACAAAAUCAACAGAAUUAUUAAACAGGAAACGGAAAAGGAUGAAUAUUUUGAAGAAGCCUUCUACAUGGUUGAUAUGGAUGAUGUCAAAGGAAAGCUGAAACAAUGGCGCAAGUAUCUUCCCAGAGUGAAGCCAUUCUACGCUGUCAAGUGCAACAACGACCCUCAGAUCCUCUCUCUCUUAGCUGACCUCGGUGUCUACUUUGACUGUGCCAGCAGGAAUGAAAUGACCUCUAUUCUUGGUUUGGGCGUGGAGCCAUGCAACAUCGUCUACUCCCACAGUGUCAAAUGCCGCAGAGACAUCAGAUAUGCGGCGGCUGCUGGUGUUGAUUUGAUGGCAUUUGACAGCGAGCAUGAACUCAUCAAAAUAAAGUCAAUUCAUCCCCACGCAAGAUUGUUGCUGAGAAUAAAACCGUCAGAUAAAUAUGACGUGCAAGACCAGUUAAGCAUCCAGUAUGGAUGUAAAGAGCACCAAGUCCGGCCUCUUCUUGCAGCCGCUAAGAGAAUGGAACUGAAAGUGGUGGGCAUCAGUUUCCAUGUUGGAAGUGGAGUCGUGGAUGGCCGUGUGUUCAUUGAUGCCAUAGAAAGAGCUGACAGAGCCUUUGCCAUUGCCUCCGAACUCAACAUUUCUCUGAGUGUCCUGGAUAUUGGAGGGGGUUCUUCGGGAAGACGAGAGCUCCUGUGGAAUUUAAAGAGACGAGAGAUGUGUGAUCUAAGAGAACUAGAGCAGAUGCUAUCUGAUAGAAAUGACAUGCACUACCUUGUGUGCUGGCGAUUAGGUGCCCAGGAGAGCGUUGCAGGCCACAUCAACAUUGCCCUCGAGGACCACUUUCCCGCUAAGAGAGGAGUAAGGAUAAUAGCAGAACCUGGUCGCUACUUUGUGGCAUCGUGUGCGACCCUGGUCGUAACAGUUAUCGGGAAGAAGGUGAUGCAAGAUGGUGUUGAGGAAGAAUUCCUUUACUUUCUGAAUGACACUGUGUUUGGUACUUUCAACACCUCCUUUCGGAAAUGCACUGAAGCGAAACAACCGUCGUUGCUAAAGACUCCACUGAGUGAGGUGACUUUCAAGUGCAGUGUCUGGGGACAGACGUGUGGAGGUGACGACUGUCUUUUCAGGGAGUGUCAUUUACCAGAGCUUGAAAUCGGGGACCGGUUGUUUGUGGAGAAUGUUGGCGCUUACCCAAUGUCGUUGAACAAAGGCAGGGCAUUUAAUGGAAUGCCACAACCGACACCAAUGUAUGUCUGCUCCAAACAAAUCUGGAAAUCCCAUUACUGUGAAACAAGAGGAAAACGCCGGAUCAACAGCAGGAACGGGGACAGGUGUGUUCUUGCAGUAAAAUGAACCAGUUAGCACGCGGAUACACAGGGAGGGAGUAAGGAUGCCGGAUUGAAAUGCCUCUGGAUUGAAAUGAACUUGUAUUUGGAAAUGAACUUUGAAAUGUACGAUCAUACACUUUUGGAUGUGCUACAUAUAUGUUUGCAAAAUGUACAAUGUACAAGUUGUAAAGGUGUCGCAAACAUAUCAGGUUUUGUGA
This is a messenger RNA of Haliotis rubra (blacklip abalone), 1576 nucleotides long. Its product is annotated as ornithine decarboxylase-like. The coding region runs from base 1 to 1383 and encodes 460 amino acids. The record is from RefSeq and is a predicted model, not a curated record. Gene Ontology annotation, molecular function: ornithine decarboxylase activity. The transcript has 11 exons. Gene Ontology annotation, cellular component: cytoplasm. NCBI's taxonomy places the organism in Eukaryota, Metazoa, Mollusca, Gastropoda, Lepetellida, Haliotidae.